This is a messenger RNA of Leishmania major strain Friedlin, 990 nucleotides long. RefSeq lists its product as hypothetical. The transcript has a single exon. The record is from RefSeq and is a predicted model, not a curated record. Lineage: Eukaryota; Euglenozoa; Kinetoplastea; Trypanosomatida; Trypanosomatidae. The coding region runs from base 1 to 990 and encodes 329 amino acids.
AUGGCGGACAGCCACUCCACCUCUGCUGCUCCGGCAGCGUUGUCGCCGUGCAGCGUGUAUCGGCUGAAGCACAACCCGUCGUGGACAAAGUUCGGCAUGCAUCCAGCAAUGCUAGCGGACAUCAAUGCUCGGUCGGAUCGACCAACAUCGCGCCGUGCAUCGUCACGCGGUUCUUCCGCGGCCAGCUCUGCGGUGCCCUCCGCAAACGCAUCACGUCUGUCUACUGCAUCGGCACGACAGCCUGCGUCAAGUAGCAGCUUGGCUGCAGUUGGAGCCCAAGCAGCUUUGCGACACGAACAUAAGCAAGCGCAUGCAGCUUCGCGGUCAAUGAACCUGCGGGCAACUGCCUUCAGUGCUUGUGGUACUCGCGGAGCUUCUCAAUCAUUGGUUUCCGACAGCGUAUUGUUGGCCCCGCGUGCCCGUGGCGGCAGUGACGUGAAGGCAUGCGCUCCAGAAAGCGCUUCACUGGGUCAGCCAGCAGCAACGCGUGGAGAAUCACUUACAGCGUCGACACCGGUGCCGACGCCCUUUAGGGACAGGGGCGGCUCUUGCGAUCACGGCAGCGAGACGCCUCGAACUCCUAACGACGCACGUAGCUCUGACUUUACAGAUUCGUCAUGGAGAGCGGAGACGACUCGCGAUCCUUCGCUUCAGCCCUCAGUCCUGUCUCUGCGGGCAGCCUCGUCGUCUCGCGCGAAGGACUCACACCUCAUGGGCUCUGCAGCCCUUGUCGAGGUAGCUGGUCCGCUGGAUGCCUUGUACGUUCCACUACGUCGACCCGCCCCACGAGGCUGCGUGGCGACGCACCAGCACUUUUCGAUUUUCGAACGUACGCAUUGCCAGCGAGUGCCUGGGAGGUCAGCGACGGAGGCUAGAGCAGCGGUAGCUGCUCAUAGGGAGGCACACAUUGGUCACCGCGGCGUUGUCGGUGGGUCGCCUGAGACAGAUACCUACAGGACCACCAACAGUGCCUAUGGCCGUGGGUGCUGA